Polistes canadensis is the source of this 3110-nucleotide messenger RNA. It is a transcript of the gene lqf, whose product is annotated as epsin-2. Bases 612 to 2369 code for a protein of 585 amino acids. Gene Ontology annotation, molecular function: clathrin binding; phospholipid binding. The transcript has 15 exons. The record is from RefSeq and is a predicted model, not a curated record. Gene Ontology annotation, biological process: endocytosis. Gene Ontology annotation, cellular component: clathrin vesicle coat; endosome; plasma membrane. Lineage: Eukaryota; Metazoa; Arthropoda; Insecta; Hymenoptera; Vespidae.
AAAUUUUGUGCUUGCUCACGCACGAAUGACAAAGGCUGUGGUAUAUCAUGGAACGUAGAGUUCGUUCUUUGAUGCAGUCUAUUCUAAUCUGUUCUAAAUCUUUCAUUUAACAAUAAUGAUAGACUAUAAGUCCUCGUAAAGAAGCUAAUCAUUUUCUUUAUGAGGCAUCAUUUUUGUUGUUGUUAUAUAUUAGAUAUCAGUAUUCGUUUGAAAUGUAAUUUUGUUAUUCGGAAAAAAUCAGAAACAUUCGGGGAGUAAAUCUGGCAUCUCAUAAAUCAUCUAGUAAAUUCGAAUAGAGACAAGAAAUAAAUCGUGUUUCAGUCUACAAUCAUGCACGAAUAAUAGUGUAUAGCAGACUAUUGUGCGCGAACGAUGGCGUUUUUUCUUGAAGAAGUACGCAUAGAGGAUUGUUUCCUGUUUGUAUGACGUUUGCUGCUUUCAUAAGUCUAUUGGAUCAACACUAAUUACGAAAGGGAGCAGUUUUAUAACGGAACAGUCUAAUUUAAUUAUCCUAUCAAUUUUAGGGUUUUAUUCUGAUUUGGAGAAUAUUGGGAGUUUUCUAUAUUUCUGGACAAGACGUAGUUUCAUCAACACCAGCGGCGAAACUUGACAUGCCAACAAUGGCUAUGCAAAAGAUGAGAAGACAAGGCCAGGAUGUCAUGCAAAUGAACUUAGCUGGUAUUAGGCGAGAUAUUGUAAAUCUUGCUCAUAAUUAUAGCAGUGCACAGAAAGCCGUAAGAAAAGCUACCAGUAAUGAUCCUUGGGGUCCAAGCAGUACUCUUAUGGCAGAAAUAGCUGAUUUGACAUAUAAUGUUGUGGCCUUUACUGAAAUUAUGCAAAUGUUAUGGAAAAGACUUAAUGACCAUGGUAAAAAUUGGAGACAUGUUUACAAAGCUUUGGUACUUUUAGAGUACCUUAUAAAAACUGGUACAGAAAAAGUUGCACAACAAUGUAAGGAAAAUAUUUUUGCCAUUCAAACGUUGAAAGAUUUCCAACAUAUGGAAGGACAUAAAGAUCAAGGUAUUAAUGUGCGAGAGAAAGCAAAACAGUUGGUGGCCUUAUUAAAAGAUGAUGAAAGAUUAAAAAAUGAAAGAGCUAGAGCAUUGAAGGCCAAAGAGAGAUUUGCUCAAACAGUUAGUGGUUUUGGAAGUGAUGGUUUAGAUACAAUGUCACCUGUAAGCAGCGAUUUUCAAGAUUGGGAGCCUUGCAAUUUGACCGAAUCAGCAUCACGACCUGAAUUAGAAGCAGCUAGACCGCAAACAGUGGGUGAAGAAGAACUACAACUGCAGCUAGCACUUGCUAUGUCAAGAGAAGAAGCAGAACAAGAGGAACAACGACGGCGAAGUGAUGACGUUCGACUACAAUUAGCACUAAGUCAAAGCCAGCAGGAUUUCAAAGCACCACAAACUGAAAAGCAAAGUCAUAUGCUUGAUUUGCUAGAUGUAAAUCUAGGUGAAGCAAGUGGCUCUUCUGCGCAGAAUGAUCCUUGGAGUAUUCCAGUUACAGCUCCACCUCCAAGACCUCAGUCCUUGGAUUUGUCUCAAUUUCGUAAAUGUAAGACUCAAAAUGAUCCUUGGAGUAUACCAACAACAAGCAAUAAUUCACCUGCAAUAGAUCCAUGGGCUCCUGUCACAUCUCAAAAGCAGGCUGUUGUUAACGAUCCAUGGAAAGCACCUGCUCCAUCUCCAUCAGCAGUAGUUACUCCUCGUUCGGCAGAUCCUUGGUCACCAGCACCAAUUGCCAAUGAACCUGAGGCAUCUAAAAUUGAAGUUCGCCAAGAUAAAAUAUUAUCUUCAUCUCCAACCUUCAAUAAUCCAACUUUAACACAAAAUAUUGGUUUUACGGCGCAAUCACCACAAAACAUCGGUUUUAAUUUACCAAAUCCCGCAAAUGCUGCCUUCGGUACUAUGAGCAACGGCUUUAAGGAUCCUGGCUCUACUUUUAGCAAUUUUCCUUCUCAAACGCAUGGUAGUUCGGCUACAAGUCCAUUGAGCGAGCUUGAUGAAUUUGAUGUAAUCAGUCAGAGGAACAAACUUGGAGGUGGUUCACAAGCUACAAACAAUGGGACUACAUUAUCUUCAGAUCCAUUUGAUUUAAGUGGUAUAGGUGAAUCUUUACCUCAGAGCACUGGUGCAAUUAAAAAGACGCCACAAUCGUUUCUUGGUGAAAAUUCUGCUCUUGUAAACUUGGAUAAUCUUGUCAGCACUUCUACAAUUAAAACAGUUACUCCAACACCAACAGUGCCCAUAUCAUAUUCAGCGAAUCCAUUUGCGACAACAGCAGCAUCAUCUCAUGCUCCAACUAACCAGAUUCGACAGGACCCUUGGGCUGUAAAUACUAAUGCUAAAGCUAAUCCAUUUUUAUCGUAGCCUGAUGAAAAUUAUUGAAAAGUUAGCUGAAACCGCUAUUACUACAGCGAAUAUAAUAGUAUUUGAGAUUUUAUUAGUAACCCUGUACGGUAUAAGUUUAAAUUUAGAGUAAAUUAUGAUUUGAGUUGCAGAUGCAGAAUAUAGAAGGAGCGAGUAAUAAAAACAAUUUUAUUGUUAAUAAUUAAAGCUAUUAUCAUGUUAUCAAAAUGUUUUAAGUAAAAAAACUAAUUAUUGAAAAUUUUUUUAUUAUUACUGUUUAUAUUUAUUCAUAAUGCUUUCCAUAGCAUUUCGUAUAACUAACUAACUUAGUUAUAAAUGAUUUUAUUGCAGUUAUAUCAUUUGAUAUACUAUUUCACAAAAUAUUUUGAGUCUUAGGAAAAACAAAAUAUAACAUUUUAGCUUGAAACGCUUAAAAGCUCCCAAGGUAACAACUAGAUUUUAUACAUACUCUUUUCAUAUAUAGAAUAUUUUUUAAGUAUGAAUCCAUUCUCAGACAAAGAUUACUCACCGAUAUAUUCUUUCGGUAAAGAUGUAAAAUAAUAAUGAUAUCGAGAUCAUUUCAUUUAUUUUGUAUUUAUAUACGUGUUUUCUAUAGUAAAUGAGAUCGUGAGACUGUAAUCGUAAUUUGCAAAAAUAGAUUAUAUCGAACAGGGUUCAGUUUAAGCCAGUCUUGAAUGUUAUAUGGAUUAUGAUCUACAAAAUUCAUAUUAUGGCUUGCUUUUUAGCAAUAAGAAAAAUCAA